AUGAAGUAUUACACACGUUCUCGCGAAUAUUGCACUUCGUGGCAGCAGGAUCUCAACUCUUGCCUCAGUAUUGUAAAAGUCUCCAUCUAUCAGGCAGCGUGGUCACAUGCGGGUGCAUACGUUUCUAUGGCAGAGAAUUUUUGCGAAGCUCAGAACUCUGAAUCACCUAAAAACGGCGAUGCUCGACCUAUUUCUCCCGCCGUGGCCGCCGCUCGUUCCGAAUUGGCGUUGGCGUCCGGGUUGAUCAAACUGGUUACUUGCAACUAUCAGGACGCUACCGCCCAGUUCUUGCAGGUGAUUGUCUGUCUUAUAUCUAAAGAUUUUCUUUCUUGA
Molecule: messenger RNA, 333 nt
Organism: Hydatigera taeniaeformis
Lineage: Eukaryota; Metazoa; Platyhelminthes; Cestoda; Cyclophyllidea; Taeniidae
Source: the annotation of a GenBank genome assembly